Molecule: messenger RNA, 1323 nt
Organism: Benincasa hispida (wax gourd)
Lineage: Eukaryota; Viridiplantae; Streptophyta; Magnoliopsida; Cucurbitales; Cucurbitaceae
Product: NAD(P)-binding Rossmann-fold superfamily protein
Molecular function (GO): oxidoreductase activity, acting on the CH-OH group of donors, NAD or NADP as acceptor
Source: RefSeq, a predicted model, not a curated record
AAUCUGCAUAUCAGAAUAAAUUAAAGGGAAAAUAAAAGGGGGCUUUUGAUUUAGGUUAAAAAAAAAAAAAAAGCAGUAGUUUUAGCAGAGAGAGAGAGAGAUGGAAGAAGAAGAAGGGUUAAAUUUAGGAAAAACAUACUGCGUAACUGGUGGCACUGGCUUCAUUGGCUCUUCGUUGGUUAACCUUCUUCUUCAAAAUGGCUACAAAGUUCAUGCCACUUUUCGAGAUCCUGCAAAGUCUAUAAAGUUAUUAUCUUCGUGGAGGGGCACUGACCGUUUACGAUGGUUCAAAGCCGAUCUGCGAGAAGAAGGAAGCUUUGAUGAAGCUGUAAAGGGGUGUGAUGGUGUAUUUCAUGUUGCUGCUUCAAUGACUUUCGAUGUUGAUCAACAAGACAACACUGAGGAAUAUGUUCAAAAAAAUGUGAUCGACCCAGAAAUUAAGGGGAUCAUUAGCCUUCUAAAAUCUUGCUUGAAAUCUGGAUCUGUAAAGCGAGUUGUGCUCACGUCGACGAUUAGUACUCUCACUGGUAAAGACGCGGAUGGAGAACGAAGGGGUUUUGUUGAUGAAUCAUGUCAAACUUUUGUAGAUCAAAUAUGGAAGAACAAACCAAGUGGUUGGAUUUAUUCACUUUUAAAGCGUCUAAGUGAGGAUGCAGCAUUUAAAUUUGCAUCUGAAAAUGGCAUUGACAUUGUCUCAAUAAUUACAAGCACUGUUUCUGGUCCAUUCCUCACCUCUUAUAUCCCAUCGAGCAUUCAAGUUUUCACUGCGCCGAUAACAGGCGAUCCCCGCCUCCUUAUGAUACUAUCAAAUGUGCACGAAAGAAUAGGAUCGGUUGCUGUUGUACACACCAACGAUAUAUGCAGAGCUCACAUCUUCCUAAUGGAGCAUGAGAACGCCAAAGGUCGAUACCUAUGCUGUGUUGGAAGCUGUGCAUUGUCGGAGUUGGUUGAACGACUAUUGCUACACUAUAGUGUGAACUUGCAAGGAUGUGUUCAUUACAAGAAAAAUUGGAUGCCUUCUGAGGUUUCUAACAAGAAGUUGAAAGAUUUGGGGUUUAGGUUUGAGCAUGGAAUAGAUGAUAUAAUAAAGGAUACAGUUGCUGCUUGUGUUGAAUGUGGCUUUAUAUCUCCUACUUAGAAGGAAGUUGCCAUUUUUCUACAGCUUGGACAGAAUGGGGUUGUAGAUGUGACUAUCACAUUUAUAUCAGCCAAUAUAUUAAAUAACAACUCUCUAAUGUCCCAACAAGGAAUAUCGUAUAUGUUGUCGUAGAGGUUUAAUAGUAUUUUCGAAAUGCUGAUUAUAUUAUUGCAAGUUUUGGACUU